Penicillium alfredii is the source of this 999-nucleotide messenger RNA. Its product is annotated as eukaryotic translation initiation factor 4E. Gene Ontology annotation, molecular function: RNA 7-methylguanosine cap binding; translation initiation factor activity. Gene Ontology annotation, cellular component: eukaryotic translation initiation factor 4F complex; cytoplasm. Lineage: Eukaryota; Fungi; Ascomycota; Eurotiomycetes; Eurotiales; Aspergillaceae. Bases 1 to 999 code for a protein of 332 amino acids. The record is from RefSeq and is a predicted model, not a curated record. The transcript has 3 exons. Gene Ontology annotation, biological process: translational initiation.
AUGGAUAAUGCCAACCUGUGGACUCGUCGGGCAAACUCCUCCAAAUUGUCGCUGUCCAUGUCCGGGACAGAUGGCAAAGAAGGUGCCCGCGUCGAACUGCCCCGCUCCUCCAAACGGUUCGGCCCUGACAGCUCCCAAGGGCGCUCGAAUCCCUUCAACGCAAUAUCCCCCAUGUCCGGCGGCGUCUCCUCGCCAUCGACCAAUGCCUCCUCCGCAUUCGGGCUAGGCUCGGGCGCAUUCGCCUCGUUUGGGGCCCCGAAGACGCCGGGUGGCUCGUCCGAGGUGAAAACCCCCGGAGAGAAACGUGACGGGUCGGAGCAGGAUGAUGUGGCGAGAGCCAAGGCUCUGUCGAGUUCCCCGGUCUCCACUCCCGGGGAGCACCCGUUGAAGUCGACGUGGAUUGUCUGGUACCGUCCUCCUACGCCCAAGUACUCCGACUACGAGAAAUCAACCGCCCCGCUUGCUUCGAUAUUUUCCGUGGAGAGCUUCUGGGCCGUCUAUUCGCAUCUCAAACGGCCGUCGCUUCUUCCGACGGUGUCCGACUAUCAUAUCUUCAAAAAGGGUAUUCGUCCCGUGUGGGAAGAUGAGGCCAACAAGCGCGGUGGCAAGUGGAUUGUCCGGCUAAAGAAGGGCGUGGCCGAUCGGUACUGGGAAGACCUGCUGCUGGCGAUGGUGGGCGAUCAGUUUGCCGAGGCUGGUGAUGAAGUGUGCGGCGCAGUCCUGAGCGUUCGAGGCGGCGAGGACGUCUUGAGUGUGUGGACAAGAAUUGACGGUGGGCGGAACAUCAAGAUCCGAGAAACCAUCAAGCGCCUGCUCGCAUUUCCGCCAGAUACCAACAUUGUCUGGAAGAGCCACGACGACAGUAUCGCUCAACGCUCAGCCAUCGACCAGGCUCGUCAGGAGAAGGCUGCGGCUGCGGCUGCUGGUGGCCAUCUGGCAACGGACCGACGACGUGGCCAUGAAGACCCGGAGAAAGGAAAGGGGGCUGCUGCCUCGUGA